CGCGUGGGAUUUUUCGCACUCAAAUUUUCUCGUUGCGCAGCAAAUAAAAUUGAAUACACCAAAAGCAAGAAACGAAUUGGACUUGAAAACCCGAACGCGUUGCAUUACUAAAUACAGCAAAGUUUGUGGGGCGUGCAAUGUUCAGGAUCCAUCUGAAAAUGGGUCCGCAACGCAACCAGCUCCACAGCAGCGCCGCCGCCGCCAGUAACAACAACAAUGGCGUCGCCGGGGGAAGCAGCGGCGGAGGAGGAAACCGUCACCUCAAGGAGUUUACCUGCUGCUUCGGACUCCAUGUCCACACGGCCACCCUGAUGAUCGGUUUGUGGCACUUGUUUCUAAAUAUUUUGGCUUUGAGCGUUCUUGCCGUUAUCUGGCGCAAUCCCGAGAUGAUGGACGAGCUGGAGGGUGGGGGCACUCAUGACUACACCGUUGAUCUGAGCGCCCCGGCCCUGCCCACGCCGCUGAGCAAGGUCGAUCCGCCGUAUGCCUACCGCGAUCAUUCCUUCAACUAUCGUAAGCGUUACCAGAACUUUGACAUGGGCGGCUUGGUGUGCACCUGCAUGAUAGCCAUUACGCUGAUGAUGAUCUACGGCACUAUCAAGGGGAAACCUUCGCAUCUGUUGCCCUUCUUCUGCCUGCAGUUGUUCGAUUUCGCCAUUACCACCUUGACAGCCGCUGGAUAUCUGUGCUACCUGCAGGCUAUCCACAGCAUCAUUGCCGAAUCGCAUCGUUUGCCGUGGCGCGAGAAGCUGCUGGAACUGCCGCCCGAGGAACUGGUCGUCGUGGUCCUGGUCGUCUUCAUUUGCAUUGUUUUCCUCAAGGCCUAUUGCAUUGGCAUCGUUUGGCGCUGCUACAAGUACUUGACUCUGCGCCAGCAGCACGUUCGCACCUUGUUCCCCUUCCUGGAGCCACCAACCGGUGUCCACAGCGUGGGCGGAGCUUUUGGUGCCGAGGAGCGUUCGUACUCCACCCUGUUGCCCAAUUACGAUGAAGCGAUUGCCCAAUACUUGAAGCAGGCUCCGCCGCCAUCCUAUCAGGUGGCCAUGUCUAACUAUCCCGAGGAUGAGGGCGCAGGAGGGGGCGAGGUCAAUCCAUCGGUGGCACCGCUGUUUGUUGCGCUUGGCGCGGCCACCACGGCCAAUGUCGCCUCCAACACGGAUGACAACCUGGACAACAACAAUGAUGUACCGAACAACAACAAUACCGUGCAUGUGAACGCCAAUACGCCACCGAUGCGACGAAGCGAUGCGGCCGUUAAUGCCAACAUCGAUGGGGAGGACGAUGAAGAUGAUGACUUGGAGGUGAUCGACGCUGGCGUUGAGGUGAUCGGUGGCAUUCCACCACCACCGCCCUACAACGAUGUGGCCGACGCCCAGGUGCAGGUACCAUCCCAGUCGCCGCUGCGCCGUGAACCCCACAUUCCGGGACAGGUAUUCGGUGGGCGCGAUGAGAGCCAGGCCUAAGUUUGUGAUUUGGAUCAGUUUGUUUCUCAUUGCGAGUGGGUUGUGACACACACGCAUUUCCUUCUUCCCUCUAUCCAAUCCCCUUCUUGCCCAGACGACCUGCUUUCAUUCCCGGCACACAUGCACCCGGUCUUUAUAGUCGCUUCGAUGCAAUUGAUCGGUGUUGGUGUUUUUAGAGAAACGUAACCGAAACAAGUUUUCGCUUUUAGCCGUCGCUCAUUAUUGUUGUUUAACGUACAAUUAAGAUGCUCUAGUUGCUGCUCAUUAAGUAAACAUACAUAAAACCAAAAAACACAAAAAAAAAACAUUUUUGCGAUGCUGGCAAGGAAAGCUUCAAUUCCUUUUCGGCCGCAUCUCAGCUGCAACAGUCUGUUAGAACCGUUUCUCAUUUAGCCCGUGUUAGCCUGAGCACAUCAGAGUUAGUCUAGAUCCAAGUAGUUGUUACCAGGGAGAGAGAGAGUGUCGCUUUCCGAACGAAUGUUCUAUGUUCUAAGCUAUAUCUCGUAAGACUCUAUGCAUAUUGAUUACCGAGUACUGAAUCCACAGCACAGGCAUGCAUACAUAAUCCAUUUAAUAUGAGAUAUAUAUAUCACUUGUAUUUUACUAUUUGUGUAUCGAUACCACAGCAAAUGAACAGUUUUAUGUAUGUACAAUAUCUAAAUGUAUAACUGUAUACUAAAUAUGCAGAGAUAUUCGAAUAAAUAUUAGUUUAUAUUACAACUA
Molecule: messenger RNA, 2186 nt
Organism: Drosophila serrata
Lineage: Eukaryota; Metazoa; Arthropoda; Insecta; Diptera; Drosophilidae
Product: tetraspanning orphan receptor
Cellular component (GO): lysosomal membrane
Source: RefSeq, a predicted model, not a curated record